ACUAAAUCGGUAGGAACCUUACAUGAGAAAAAGCUGGAGACUGUGAGUCACGAUGGGAAAUAGCGAAUCCAUAGCUGGUGGUCAGACAGCAGUUCCUGCUAAAGAGGACUCUGUAUGGGACAGAAAAUUUAUGAGGGAAUAUCCAUCCGACCUGCAAACACUGCAUGAAUUUAAGACACUCUUGGGUCUGCAGGGUCUGAAUUCAAAGGCCAAUCAACAUGUUGAUCAGAUCAAUACCUUUGACAUGAACAAGGAUGGAUUUAUUGACUUUUUAGAGUUUAUUGCUGCUUUAAAUUUAGUUAUACGAGGAAAAAUGGAGCAAAAAUUAAAAUGGUAUUUUAAACUGUAUGAUGUUGAUGGAAAUGGUUCUAUUGACAAAAAGGAACUACUGAACAUCUUCAUGGCUGUACAAACCCUCAAUGGCCAGCAAACUCUGAGUCCUGAAGAAUUUACUAACUUGGUGUUUCAUAAGAUCGAUAUAAAUAAUGAUGGUAAGGCAAUUACUCUCCUUGGGCUCACUUUUUUUUCUAGGAGAAUUGACUUUAGAAGAAUUUAUCAAUGGCACGGAAAAAGAUCAGGAUCUUCUGGAGAUUGUUUCCAAGAGCUUUGACUUUUCCAAUGUACUGAAAGUAAUCUAUAA
Leptonychotes weddellii (Weddell seal) is the source of this 640-nucleotide messenger RNA. NCBI's taxonomy places the organism in Eukaryota, Metazoa, Chordata, Mammalia, Carnivora, Phocidae. The record is from RefSeq and is a predicted model, not a curated record.